AUGUUGGCCAAGCUGUUCGUAGUGUUGUUGAGCUAUCUCCUUCUGGUGUUUCUUGCCGCUCGAAUCUUCGAAAUUUCAUCGACAUGGCUGAAAGCUGGUUGUCUGGCUAGUCAGCUGUUGAGUCCGUUCGCUCUGAGUGUUAAAAAACUAAAAGCGAUUUUGGAAGAAAGGGGCGUUAGUUACACGGGUUUGGUGGAGAAGAAAGAGCUUGCUGAAUUAGUCGAGGCUUGCGGAGCGGUGACAGGGGCCGAAAGCUGCUCUAUUAGCACCGAAAGUUCUGGAGAAGACGAAGAGAAAAGCAACGAGCUGCAAUUUACUGGAGCAUCUCACUUCUUUGAGGAAGUGGAAGAUACCAAAGCCGGGACAUGGUUGGUUGAUGUCAUACCUGAAGGUCACUCGUCCUUGCUCCGUAGGAAGCAAUGGUUGGUCCUCAAACGGAAGAUCGUUCGAUUUGGUAUUCGAAUCGGAACAUUUAAUUGUGGCAAUGAUCCGAGAUUGUGCAUUAAGUAUGGCUGGAAGGAGCCGUCCCUCGCUAUUUCUAUGCCUCAGGGAAAUCAACCGAAGGGUAACGUCAUUUUAAAAACAUACGAUUCAAAACCUUCGGUGGAACUGGUGUUCAGGUGGAUUAGCAAAGAGCUGUCUUUGAAGAUAGAAACAUUUGACAGAGUAGAAGAAUUUUCUAAUACAUUUAAAGAGAAAAUAAAAGAAAAUCCCGUCUAUGUCGUAUUAUUCACGACAUUACCAGAACCUCCUUUAUACCUUGCUUCCCUUUCAGUUCAGUUUACGGGAAGAGUUCGAUUUGGACACGUACGAGUAUUCGAUUGGACGACAAAAAAACAUAUCCUGAAAAACUACAACAUCAAAAAUUUUCCAAGGCUCAUGAUAUUUACACCAGAGGGGAAUUUGACGUACGGUUAUAGAAAAGGAGAGUGGAUAAGAUAUCAUAACCUUGAACUAUUCCUAAAAACACUACAUCCAGAAGUGAAUGAUGUAUUUGUGACAGUGUUCCUGAUGAUAAAUGUGAGCUGUUGUAUGGCUUUAUUCAUAAUAGAUGGGGGCAUACUGAAAAGAUUAAUUAACUUCAUAUGGCUCCUGAUAUUUUAUAAUACCAGCCUUAUAAUUCUUUGCCUUCCAGUCCUCUCAAUAUUGCAACUACCGUUACUGACUCCAGUUCUGGAUUUUGUCCUGAAAUACUCCAGAUAUGCUAUGACAUCAGAUGCUGCAGCAAUUAUGAGAAAUUACUUAGGUUUGGGAUUACAACACAAGUGGUUAAUGUUUGGGGGAUAUUUUUGUUAUGGUAUAAUGAUAUGGUGGGUGCAGAAGAGAAUUAGAUGGUACUUUGGAUACGAGAGUGAAAGUGACAAUGUAACAUCAAUCACAGAAUGGUUUACUCAAGAUCUUCACUACAUUACAAAUGUUGUACAGACAUUUCCCACUUUGGGACAGUCACGAAUAAACUACAGUGUUUCCGGUCUUGAGGAUGGGUUUGAACUUCUUAUUCGACGCCUUGCAGUCCCUGAACUGUGGCUCCGUCCUGUCAUUCCUGCUGAAUAUCUUAACAGCCUCCCAGUUUGGAGAUUCUGUCAUUCUCAGGUGAAUCAUUGCUCUGACAACAAACAUAAGCAGUGCUCAAGCAAGCACAAUUCUUGUUGCAAAGAAUCUGUAAAACCACCUGGGAUGUUGGUGGCACAAGACUGCUCAAUAUGUCUGGAGGAUUUCAAAAGUGGUUGCAUGUUACUUGGCCUCCCUUGUGGUCACUGUUACCAUCAGAGGUGCAUUGAAGAGUGGCUUUGUGGGGGGAAUUCCAGUGGUCAUUAUUGUUGUCCUGUGUGUCGCUGGCCUGCUUUCAAGCAAAAGCCUCCGGCAUUAGGAGCAAACCCAAUAAGAAGUCAAGCUCAAGAGACAAAUGUUUGAGUAUCCUAAGGCAUUGUAAGACAUGGCCACCAGUGCUUGAAGGAACAGUUUUUGAAAGCAGUAUUUUUUUCUCUUUUUUAACCCUAAGGCCACAGGGUCUUAUGGUGAGUAAAAUUUUCUUUUUAGUCAUUUUCUUUCUGUUACAGCUAUUUGCAAAACUGUCUCAAAGUCUCUUAAUUUUGGUGAGCUAUUCAGGACUUCUGACUGAUACGUAAGAUUAAAAAAUUGCAUUUCUUUUUCCAAUUUUAAUUUUAAAUUAAUAAUGAUGUAAAUGUGUUGUGUAUGCUUUGAAGCUUCAGUUUUUAAAAGUUAUUUUACUCUUUAACUUCCUUUACAGCCUUGCAUAUUUUUUUAAUCAUUAAUUUUAACUUGAAUGAGGGUAUUAGAACAGGCCAGGUUCAUUUGAAAUUCAGACAAGAACUAGAAGGUGUGGGAACAAAACAAAUGAAAUAGCACUAAGGUUUUAGCAUGGAUAAUACAUUCCUUUAGUCUGUUCCCAUCAGCUUUUGGCUAAAUAUGAACCUUUUUUUAACUGAUAAGAAUACAUAAUGAAAAUUACACAUGAAGAUGAUCACCAAUUUAAGAAGCUCCUGAUUGUCAAUCAAAUUCUCUUUGUCACUGAGAUAAGAAAUGUAAAGAGAACUGUAUGGAGAAUAUGAAUGCUUGUGUUGGGGUGUAAGGGGUUAAAAAGAUUAUAACCAUAUGGAAAUGGUGAAGUAAAUCGUACAAUUAAUAAUCAUAUUUAAAAUAUAACAAAAAUUGAUGUAAUCUGAAAAGUUUUUCAAACCUCUCAAAAUAGAAAAAGUAGAGGGUAAUUCAAACAGAGAAACAGGCAUGCUGUUAAGGACAAAAUCCUCACAGCAAUUUUUUUGUACUAAUUCCUCUGGAAACUUGAAUGUGUGAUCACUGGCUACUAAAAGAGAGAGUGUAGCUAAGCUUGAAAGUAAUGUAAAUCAUUUUUUUUCUAAUAAAACAUUAAAAGGCAUAA
This is a messenger RNA of Pocillopora damicornis (cauliflower coral), 2902 nucleotides long. RefSeq names its product E3 ubiquitin-protein ligase RNF103. Gene Ontology annotation, cellular component: endoplasmic reticulum. Gene Ontology annotation, biological process: ERAD pathway; protein ubiquitination. Gene Ontology annotation, molecular function: ubiquitin-protein transferase activity. NCBI's taxonomy places the organism in Eukaryota, Metazoa, Cnidaria, Anthozoa, Scleractinia, Pocilloporidae. The record is from RefSeq and is a predicted model, not a curated record.